This is a messenger RNA of Phalaenopsis equestris, 3138 nucleotides long. Its product is annotated as respiratory burst oxidase homolog protein C-like. Gene Ontology annotation, cellular component: plasma membrane. Gene Ontology annotation, molecular function: NAD(P)H oxidase H2O2-forming activity; calcium ion binding; peroxidase activity. Lineage: Eukaryota; Viridiplantae; Streptophyta; Magnoliopsida; Asparagales; Orchidaceae. The record is from RefSeq and is a predicted model, not a curated record.
AAUAAAAAAUAAAAACCCCUAAAAUUCCCACGCGCACCAUCAGUCAAACAAAGACGGCAAUUUUAAGGUGGCCUCGCAUGCGAUGCAACCGGCAGAGUGCGCUUCCCCUUCCAGAACCUCCCCACCUUGCCGCUCUCCUACCCCGAACCCCUCCCAUGGGUCAAAAACUAACCCAUUACCCCACCACCAUUUUUUUAUACUCUCCCACUAUAUAACCCACCAACUCCACCCCCCCACCUCACCACCUCCCCUCCUCCUCUCCAAAUGAAGAAACUUUUUUCCGACGACGGAUACCACUCCGACAUGCCCGACGCAGACAGCCUCGGUGGCAGCGAUCGCGUCCCCUACAGCGGACCGUUGAGCGGUCCCCUCAACCGAAAAGGCGGCAAGAAAAGCGCUCGCUUUAACAUACCGGAGUCCACCAUAGCUCCGCCGCCGCCGCCGCCCGCCGCCGCGGCCGACGCUUAUGUGGAGAUCACGCUCGACGUGCGCGACGCCACGGUGGCCGUGCACAGCGUUAAGGCUGCGGCCGGCGGCGAAAUCGAGGAUCCGGAGGUCACUCUACUCGCGCGAACUCUGGAGAAAAAAUCCUCUUCCUUGGGCUCCUCUGUUAUCCGCUCUGCUUCGUCUAGAUUCCGGCAGGUUUCGCAGGAGCUGAAGCGGCUGGCCUCGUUGACGAAGCGUGGGGGACCGGGGAGAGUUGACCGAUCUAAGUCAGCGGCGGCGCAUGCGCUCAAGGGUCUUAAGUUUAUAUCCAAAACGGCGGGUGGCGCCGCCGGGUGGCCGGCGGUGGAGAAGAGGUUUGAUGAGCUUGGUGUGGAGGGGAAGCUACCUCGCUCUCUGUUCGGGCAGUGUAUUGGUAUGAAGGAUUCGAAGGAGUUUGCGGGGGAGCUGUUCGACGCUUUGGCGAGGAGAAGAAAUAUCACCGGAGACUCCAUCACCAAGGCUGAGCUGUGGGAGUUCUGGGAGCAGAUCUCGGAUCAGAGUUUUGAUUCCAGGCUGCAAACAUUUUUCGACAUGGUUGACAAAAAUGCGGAUGGGAGGAUUACUGAAGAGGAAGUCAAAGAGAUCAUCACCUUAAGCGCAUCGGCCAACAAGCUCUCAGUAAUCCAAGACCAAGCAGAAGAAUACGCCCGCCUCAUCAUGGAAGAACUGGACCCCAGCAAUCUCGGUUACAUCGAGAUAUACAACCUGGAAACCCUCCUCCUGCAAGCACCCAACCAGUCCGUCCGCAUCGGCACCACCAACAGCCGCAAUCUCAGCCAACUACUCAGCCAGAAACUGAAACCCACAGUGGAACCCAACCCCCUCCGCCGCUACUACCAGAACUCCAAAUACUUCCUCCAAGACAACUGGAAGCGCGUCUGGGUAAUGUCCCUCUGGCUCGCCAUCUGCGCCGCCCUCUUCACCUGGAAAUUCAUCCAAUACCGCCACCGCGCCGUCUUCCAUAUCAUGGGCUACUGCGUCUGCGUCGCCAAAGGCGCCGCAGAAACCCUCAAAUUCAACAUGGCCCUCAUCCUCCUCCCCGUCUGCCGCAACACCAUCACCUGGCUCCGCAACAAGACCAAGCUCGGCGGCGUCGUCCCCUUCGACGACAACCUCAAUUUCCACAAAGUGAUCGCGGUAGGCAUCUCGUUGGCCGUCGGGAUGCACGCCAUUCCUCAUCUGACAUGCGAUUUCCCGCGGCUGCUGCACGCGAGCGACGAGGAGUACGAGCCAAUGAAGCCUUUUUUCGGAGAUACGCGGCCGAACAACUACUGGUGGUUCGUCAAGGGGACGGAGGGGUGGACGGGGAUUGUGAUGGUGGUGCUCAUGUCCGUCGCGUUUACUUUAGCGACGCCCUGGUUUCGCCGGGGAAGAUUGAGCCUUCCCGGUCCUCUGCUCAAGCGGCUUACUGGUUUCAAUGCUUUCUGGUACUCCCAUCAUCUGUUUGUUAUUGUUUACAUUCUCCUCAUCAUCCAUGGCACUUUCCUCUACUUGAGCAGGGAGUGGAACCAUAAAACGACAUGGAUGUAUCUGGCGGUGCCGGUGAUCCUCUACGCGUCGGAGAGAUUGAUUAGGCUGUUCAGAUCCAGCAUUAGAGCCGUUAAAAUACUGAAGAUUGCGGUUUACCCAGGCAACGUGCUGGCGCUUCAUGUAUCGAAGCCACAAGGCUUUAGAUAUCGGAGCGGGCAGUAUAUUUUUGUCAACUGUGCUGCAGUCUCCCCCUUUGAAUGGCACCCAUUCUCGAUUACUUCAGCCCCGCAGGACGAUUAUGUAAGCGUUCAUAUACGAACGCUUGGGGACUGGACCCGGCAGCUCAAGCUGGUGUUCUCCGAGGUGUGCCAAAGGCCAACUGAUGGCAAAAGCGGGCUUCUUCGAGCCGAGUACGACGACAUGGAUGACCGGAGUCCCAACCGAAGCUUGCCGAAGGUGCUGAUAGACGGCCCAUAUGGCGCGCCGGCGCAGGAUUACAAGAAAUACGACGUCGUUCUGCUUGUCGGGCUGGGCAUAGGAGCAACCCCAUUCAUCAGCGUCCUGAAAGACAUCGUCAACAACAUGAAGAUGCUGGAAGCCGAGGGGAUCGCCGGCGACAUCGAAUCCGGCCAUGCGGAGUCAGCCGGGCGCGACUUCAGGACACGGAGAGCUUACUUCUACUGGGUGACGCGGGAGCAGGGGUCGUUCGAGUGGUUCAGAGGGGUGAUGAAUGAGGUGGCGGAGACGGAUAAGAAAGGCGUGAUCGAGCUGCAUAACUACUGCACCAGCGUGUACGAGGAAGGCGACGCCCGUUCCGCGCUCAUCGCGAUGCUUCAGUCGCUGAAUCACGCCAAGAAUGGCGUCGAUGUGGUGUCCGGAACUCGGGUGAAGAGCCAUUUCGCUCGCCCUAAUUGGCGCAAUGUGUACAAGCGCAUAGCACUGAACCACAGGGGAGAACGUAUAGGUGUAUUCUACUGCGGAGCUGCAACCCUUACAAAGGAGCUGAGGCAAUUAGCGCAGGAUUUCUCUCACAAGACCAACACUAAGUUCGAUUUCCAUAAGGAGAACUUCUAAUCAAUCUCCACCGUCCAUUUCUCACCCUUUUAUCAAUCCACACCAUCCAUACAUAAUCCACGUAUAUCAACGGAUCCAUUCCAUAAAACAUUGGGUCCUCACCUCUAU